Molecule: messenger RNA, 1941 nt
Organism: Spinacia oleracea (spinach)
Lineage: Eukaryota; Viridiplantae; Streptophyta; Magnoliopsida; Caryophyllales; Amaranthaceae
Exons: 3
Coding region: 1-1941 (646 amino acids)
Source: RefSeq, a predicted model, not a curated record
AUGAAUAGAAUUUCUUUGCUGUACACUCCUCAAGGGCAUAAAAUUGUAGACCCUAGGGAAAUUACUGUGGAAAUUCAGAAAUUCUAUAUGGCUCUUCUAGGUACAGCUGCUACUCACAUUUCUAAGCCUGAUCUCCCCACUCUUAGGUCAGGUCCAAGAUUGUCUAGAACUGCAGCUCAAUCUCAUCAGGUUGACCUAAAAAAAGCUUAUGACUCAGUUGACUGGAGCUUUCUUCAAACUGUUCCGCAAAAGCUAGGGUUCCCUCAAGUGUUUGUGAAGUGGAUCAUGACUUGUCUUACAACUGUUUCCUACUCUAUUCUCAUCAAUGGCUUUCCUAGCAAACCAUUUCAAGCAAACAAAGGGCUGAGACAGGGGGAUCCCCUUUCCCCUUUCCUGUUUGCUAUUGGAAUGGAAUACUUGACAAGAUAUGACUUAUUAUUGUUUGCAAGAGCUGACAAGGUCUCUGUACAGUUACUUCUUGAAGCUUUUUCCAAGUUCUCUUCUGCUUCAGGCCUUGAAGCUAAUAUGGAUAAAAGUAAUAUUUACUUUGCUGGUGUUUCAAUGUGUGACAAAACAGAUAUUUUAUCUGAUCAGAAAAUCUCAGAAGCUUGCCUUCCUUUCAGAUAUCUAGGGGUGCCACUUUCCUCCAAGAAAUUAUCCUAUCCACAAUGCAAGCCUCUAGAGGACAAGAUUCUGGCUAGAACUAAGGUGUGGUCAGCUAAGUUUUUGUCUUAUGCUGGCAGGUUGUUACUUAUCAAAACCAUCGUGUUUGGCAUGCAGACCUUCUGGUGCCAAAUCUUCAUUUUACCUAAAAGAAUCAUUAAGGAGGUAGAAGCUUAUUGCAGGUGUUUUCUCUGGACUGGUGACACUGCAGCAUCAAAGAAAGCUUUAGUAGCAUGGGAUAAACUGUAUCAACCUAGAAACUCUGGUGGUUGGAAUGUGAAGAAUAUUGCUGCUUGGAACAAAGUAGCCAUUGGGAAAUUGCUGUGGGCUUUGGCUUUUAAGAAAGAUAAACUGUGGGUGCAGUGGGUUGAUAGCUUCUAUAUGAAAGGCCAAAAUCCUCUUCAGAUGUCCACUCCUGGGUCUUGUUCUUGGGCUCUUAAAAAGAUCUUUAAUAGUAGAGAGGUUAUUCUGCAAAUUGGUGGUUGGGACAAAGCUACUGCAAAUGGAAAAUACUGUAUUAGCAAGGUGUAUAAAUUCUUGCAGGGUGUUGCUCCUAAGGUUACUUGGUGGAGAGUAAUGUGCUAUAACAAAGCUAGUCCAAAAAGCCUGUUUAUCACUUGGUUGGCUAUCCUUAAUAGGCUUUAUACUACUGAUAGACUUCAAGCUUGGGGGAUUCAGUGUUUUGAUCAAUGUGUGCUGUGCACAGAUGAGAAAGAAACAGUUGAACAUCUGUUUUUUGAGUGCAAGUUUCCCUCUGCAGUUUGGUCUAAACUGUUCUUGCAGGGUGUUGCUCCUAAGGUUACUUGGUGGAGAGUAAUGUGCUAUAACAAAGCUAGUCCGAAAAGCAUGUUUAUCACUUGGUUGGCUAUCCUUAAUAGGCUUUAUACUACUGAUAGACUUCAAGCUUGGGGGAUUCAGUGUUCUGAUCAAUGUGUGCUGUGCACAGAUGAGAAAGAAACAGUUGAACAUCUGUUUUUUGAGUGCAAGUUUUCCUCUGCAGUCUGGUCUAAACUGUUGUUGCGGAUUGGUGUUCAUAGAGGAGCUACUGGUUUUGCUUCUGAGUUGCAGCAAGUUAUGAAGAGAAGCAGGAAAGUUGGUGUUGCUGAUCAGUUGUAUGUUAUGUGCUUCACUAAAGCCAUUUAUAGUGUGUGGCUUGCUAGAAAUGCUGUAAUCUUUAAAAGGCCUACUAAGAGCAUAGACAAUAUUGUUAGGGAAAUUUUGUUUAAAGUUUGUUGUAGAGGUUCUGAGGAACUUAGGAGUAGAUUACUACACAUUUGA